Molecule: messenger RNA, 1254 nt
Organism: Plectropomus leopardus (leopard coralgrouper)
Lineage: Eukaryota; Metazoa; Chordata; Actinopteri; Perciformes; Serranidae
Source: RefSeq, a predicted model, not a curated record
UCUGUCUUAGGUUUGUACAGAGUACCUAUGGUGAGUUAUUUUGCCACAUGUUCGUGUCUGAGUGACCGGCAAAAGUAUCCAUCCUUCUUUCGGACGAUCCCAAGUGAUGCUUUCCAGGUGCGUGCUAUGAUUCAGAUUCUCAGGCGCUUUGGCUGGACUUGGGCAGGUCUGCUGGUCAGUGAUGAUGAUUAUGGACUCCACGCUGCCCGAUCCUUUCAGUCUGACCUCGCUCUGUCAGGUGGAGGUUGUCUGGCCUACGUAGAGGUUUUGCCCUGGGGCAAUGAUUCAGCUGAACUGAAGAGGAUUGUGGAUGUGAUGAGGAAAUCUACUGCUCGUGUGGUCAUUGUGUUUGCACAUGAAAGUCACAUGAUCAACAUCAUGAAAGAGGUGGUGAGGCAGAAUGUGACAGGCUUUCAGUGGAUGGCCAGUGAAGCUUGGUCUGCAGCUACUGUGCUUCAGACUCCCCAACUCAUGCCGUACCUGGGUGGCACUUUAGGCAUUGCCAUCCGUCGAGGACACAUACCAGGACUAAGGGAUUUCCUGUCACAAACACGUCCUGACAUACAACUUAACAACGGAUAUGAAAAUAACCUGGUAAAUCAGUUUUGGCAAUACACAUUUCAGUGUGGAUUUGGACCACCUCAGGCAAGUGGGGUACACGCUGGGGGAUCACUAUGCACUGGGCGGGAAGAUCUAGAGAAUGUGGACAGUGAGUUUUUGGACAUUUCAGACCUCAGACCAGAGUAUAAUGUGUACAAGGCUGUGUAUGCCCUGGCGUAUGCUCUUGAUGACAUGCUGGAGUGUGAGCCAGGGAGAGGACCUUUCAGUGGGCACAGCUGUGGCAGUUUGCAAAGACUGGAGCCAUGGCAGCUUGUGUAUUACUUGGAAAAGGUCAACUUCACCACACCAUUUGGUGACCAGGUGUCAUUUGAUGAGAAUGGUGAUGCCUUACCAAUAUAUGAUGUCAUGAACUGGCUGUGGCUCCCUGAUGGACAAACUAAAGUUCAGAAUAUAGGUGAGGUUAAAGAGUCAGCCAAAGGUGAAGAACUCACACUUGAUGCAGACAAAAUCUUCUGGAACUUUAAGUCCAAACAGCCACCCCGGUCAGUGUGCAGUGAGAGCUGUCCUCCAGGUACCCGCAUGGCCAGAAAGAAGGGGGAACCUAAGUGCUGUUUUGACUGCAUCCCUUGUUCUGAGGGAAAGAUCAGCAAUAGAACUGACUCCAUGGAGUGCACCAGUUGUCCAGAGGACUUU